AUGCGUGCCCCUUCCCCGCUCGUCCUGCGGAGCCUAUGCUCACGAGCCGGUCAACGCAACUGUCAACCAGCACACUUCAAGUUCAACACGAUUCGAAUCCAAUCAAGAUCUGUCGCUAAUUACACACACCCUCACCAUGCCUCGGCACUCUCAGUCAUCCCAACAGCAGUCGACACCUCAUCGGCCGAAUACAAAGAAAACAGCCAACAGAUGGAAGAGCUCCUUUCCAAAAUGAACCUCCUGCAUACUGAAAUCUCCAAAGGCGGCCCUCAGAAAUCUCGAGAUAAGCAUAUUGCACGGGGUAAAAUGCUUCCUCGAGAUCGGGUUUCGGCCUUGAUUGACCCCGGAACGUCCUUCCUGGAGCUCUCCCCGCUCGCAGGACACGGGGUAUACGAGGGCGAGGAUGUACCCGCUGGAGGAAUCAUUACUGGUAUCGGUACGGUGGAGGGAGUCAACUGUAUGAUUGUUGCAAAUGAUAGCACCGUCAAGGGCGGAACAUACUACCCCAUCACGGUGAAAAAGCACCUUCGUGCACAGGCAAUCGCGCAAGAAAAUCGAUUGCCGUGUAUCUAUCUGGUUGACUCGGGGGGUGCCAAUCUUCCGCACCAGGCCGAUGUGUUCCCUGACCGAGACCAUUUCGGUCGCAUUUUCUAUAACCAGGCUCGGAUGAGCUCUCUCGGCAUUCCGCAGCUUUCCGUUGUUAUGGGCCCUUGCACCGCGGGUGGUGCCUAUGUCCCUGCUAUGAGUGACGAGUCAAUCAUUGUUGAGAAUCAAGGUACUAUCUUCUUGGCUGGUCCGCCAUUGGUGAAGGCCGCUACGGGAGAGGUUGUUUCAGCGGAAGAUUUGGGUGGUGGCCAGCUGCAUUCUACUAUCUCUGGGGUGACGGAUUAUCUGGCUGUCGACGACGCACAUGCACUCAUUUUGGCGAGGCGCUCAGUUUCAAAUCUCAAUUAUCCGACCACUAAUGCACCACUGGAGCUUGGUGAUGUCGUAAAGGAACCCCUCUAUGAUCCUGCUGAACUGAACGGUAUCGUCGGUGUCAAUCUUCGACGACAGAUUCCCGCUCAUGAAGUAAUUGCACGAAUCGUCGAUGGCAGCGAAUUUUCCGAGUUCAAGCGCGACUACGGAACUACGCUUGUGACAGGUUUUGCACGAAUCCAUGGGCAUCGGGUUGGCAUUAUCGCUAAUAAUGGAAUCCUCUUUUCGGAGUCGUCUCUUAAGGGCGCUCAUUUUAUUGAGCUGUGUGCUCAGCGACGAAUUCCUCUUGUGUUCUUGCAGAAUAUCUCCGGUUUCAUGGUGGGCGCAGAUGCCGAGAAAGGAGGCAUUGCAAAGAAUGGUGCCAAGCUUGUGACUGCUGUUGCAUGUGCAGAUGUUCCCAAGUUCACAGUCGUCUUCGGCUCAAGUGCUGGAGCUGGAAAUUAUGGCAUGUGUGGCCGUGCCUAUUCCCCUCGGUUGAUGUUCAUGUGGCCUAAUUCGAAGAUCGGUGUCAUGGGCUCCGAGCAACUUUCCGCUGUCAUGGAAGCUGUUGGUAAGACUGUCGAUCCAGCUCUCAAGUCUCGUAUCGACCACGAGUCUGAGGCUGUAUUUGCCUCGGCCCGUCUAUGGGACGAUGGUGUUAUUCCACCAGCACAGACAAGAAGAAUGCUGGGACUCGGUUUGGCAGCUGCGGUCGGUGGAAAGCCAGAACCAGACGCGCAGACUAAGUUUGGAGUGUUCCGCAUGUAA
Messenger RNA from Penicillium verhagenii, 1725 nucleotides. RefSeq names its product putative 3-methylcrotonyl-CoA carboxylase, beta subunit (MccB). Bases 1 to 1725 code for a protein of 574 amino acids. Lineage: Eukaryota; Fungi; Ascomycota; Eurotiomycetes; Eurotiales; Aspergillaceae. The transcript is spliced from 2 exons. The record is from RefSeq and is a predicted model, not a curated record. Gene Ontology annotation, biological process: L-leucine catabolic process. Gene Ontology annotation, cellular component: methylcrotonoyl-CoA carboxylase complex; mitochondrion. Gene Ontology annotation, molecular function: methylcrotonoyl-CoA carboxylase activity.